AGGCAUCAGCUGAGUAGAGGCAUCAGGCUGAGUAGAGGCAUCAGGCUGAGUAGAGGCUUCAGGCUGAGUAGAGGCUUCAGGCUGAGUAGAGGCAUCAGGCUGAGUAGAGGCUUCAGGCUGAGUAGAGGCAUCAGGCUGAGUAGAGGCUUCAGGCUGAGUAGAGGCAUCAGGCUGAGUAAGGGUGGGAGGCUUCAGGCUGAGUAGAGGCUUCAGGCUGAGUAGAGGCUUCAGGCUGAACCACGGAAGGCAGGAUAGGUGCAGCGUGUGGGAACAGGGAAUAGAGCUUUGAGGAAAUAGAUUAGAAGCAGGACUGGGU
Molecule: messenger RNA, 316 nt
Organism: Staurois parvus
Lineage: Eukaryota; Metazoa; Chordata; Amphibia; Anura; Ranidae
Source: the annotation of a GenBank genome assembly